Molecule: messenger RNA, 1783 nt
Organism: Amorphotheca resinae ATCC 22711
Lineage: Eukaryota; Fungi; Ascomycota; Leotiomycetes; Helotiales; Amorphothecaceae
Exons: 4
Coding region: 157-1512 (451 amino acids)
Biological process (GO): regulation of transcription by RNA polymerase II
Cellular component (GO): SAGA complex
Molecular function (GO): transcription coactivator activity
Source: RefSeq, a predicted model, not a curated record
CAAAAUCGUCCAUCUCGAGUCAUCUACCACAACCUCAUAUUGAGUCGGAUCAUCUCCAUAUUGCAUCGCUAGGGUCCUCUGGCUUUGCGCUUUUCAUGGGCCCUUGAUUAUCUCGCAAGUCGCGCUGUACUGGCCGCUCCAGGCGCGACUCUCAAGAUGCCUGACAUCGACCCUGCGGCUUUGAGCCGUCCCUCUGGCAUCUCGACCACACCUAUUUUACCUCCAAAAACUAUCGGCGCAUCGGCGCAAAGUGUGCCCAAAGUGUCCAAGAGCAACCAUGUACCCGCGCGGAUUGAUCUCGAGCCAUUGUACACGGCGCUCAAGCUGGCGAUUGGCGAGCAUUGGGGAACAUAUAAAGAGUCUAUCAGCCUUUUUGUGAUGGGCCAGCUGAACCAAGCCGAGUUAUCAGCACGGAUCGACAGUUUCCUAGUUACACCCAGCGGCGAAAUAGAGCAUCUUCAUAAUCAACUUAUUGCGGCAAUAUAUGGAAAUGUCACCCGAGAAAUGCCAGAUCAAGGCGUGGCCAGCUGGGUCAGUGCAAAUGAUAAGCCUACAACAGGGGCUGGGAGCAAACCAGUUAGUGGAGAUGCGGCGGAACAAAGAUUAAAAACGGAGGUCAUGCAAUUACCAAGUCGAGAUCGAAGGCGGCUGAAAGAUCUAAGCCAAAACGAUUUCGACCCAUUCAUUGCAUUACAAGAUCUGUUUGGAGAUAUGCGACGGCAGAAGCCUUCAAGAGCUCCAGAAGCUGUAACCCCGGGCGCUGGGGGGUUAAGCAAGACAAACUGGGACAUUGAGAUUCGUAAAAGAUACGCCCACCCAUUGGCCUUAGAGUCAGGGGAGUUUCCAGACCCAUCUACUAUUGAAACUCGGAUGCUUCCCAUUUGCUACGAGACUGGGCUUGUCUCCGGACAUGCGCAAGAUGCAGCUUAUUUCAUGUCUGUAGCUACGGAAACAUUCAUAAAAGAAGUUCUUUCUUCUAUUUUCAGCAAAACGCGUAGUAAUGGCCCAGGAACCACUGGAAGCGCUGGAACUGGAGGAGGUUCGACUUGGAUUCAGUCCCAUAAGUAUCGAACUCAAUUAGAGAAAGAGGAGGAGGCUUUCCUACGAGGUGAAGUAGUAAGAGACAAGAAUGGACUACUUCCCACGGAAGCCAAAGCUGCCAGCGAACGGGGACCCCUCGGGAUGGCCGAUGUUAGGACUGCACUCGAACUGGGCGACUGUGGCCUCGGCCAGAUGCCGGUGGUGAUGCGGCAAAUUUUGUUUGGAUACCGUGAGGGUGAGCUGGAGGCGUGGGACGACUUCUCUUGGCCUGAGGGUUAUGAUGGCGGUAGAAUCCUCGGCGAGGAUAUUGAUGGAGAUCUAGAGAUGGCAGGUGUCAAUGGUUCCAAUGGGGUCAAUGGAGUCAAUGGACACUACGAUUUGCCUGGAGAGGUCGAUGACUUUGGCUGGGAAGGAGGCGAACCUGAAAGCAGGGCUGCCCUCGAUAAUCUGCUGGAUUCCUGUCUGGCAUGAGGCAGGAUUUUGUUAUGUUGGCUAGCACGGAUGGCGUUGCACUGGAGGGGCUUGUUUUGGUUUCGACGGAGCGUUGCAUGGCAUGGAAGGCGUCUGCGGUAUUGAACAUACGUUUUACUCAUUGUAUAAAGCCGGACUAAAAAGAGGGUAUGGAGGAAGGAGGCGUCUUCUGGAUGGCAGGAAUUAUGUACGCAGACGGCACGAUACCCUGGAUUUGUUGGUAGAAGCCAAUGGUUCAAAUGGCAGUAGCAGUACAUAAGAUUCAAUUGGC